AGAAGAUGAUGUCGCCCAAUCACAAGCUGUGUUUGGUGUUUACCGGAAAACGUCCCGUUGUACGUUUCACGUUAGGAAAACUGCAUAAAGAUGUCCUGUAACUCCAGUGUUAUUCAUCUUCGUGCAUCAUUGGUGGAGCAGGCACCGCGAGCCCCAGUCCACCUCAUGCCCUGCGAGAUUGAACACAACGGGCCAGCACAGGUCGACCAAUACUUCACUGCUACCAUCAAAGAUUGCAAAAAAGAGAAGUCAGUGUCGUUCAGGGGACGAGGGUUGAAGGGGCAGGAGAUCAGCUGUCCACAGGGCUACACCGGUCUGGUGCUGAAAGAGAUCAACAAACCCGGCUCUGACCAAGAGGACAGGACAGUGAGGGUAUCCUCUGUAUUUGACAAAAUGACCUACUGGAACCUGGAAACACCUCCCACUUCAGAUGAUACUAUUGUGAUGGCGAUGGAGUGGCCUGAGCUGGCUGAGGCAAUCCACGGGCCAGUAGAAGACUGAAGAGGCUGACUGAUGUCUUGUCAGCAUGUUACAAAUUGAAUUAGCUGGUUAUUGAUGAUAACUGGUGGAAACGUUUAAGAAAUGUUUUCAGUUAAGUGUUGCUGUUGCAGAGCAAUAAGUUGCAUAAUUAAUUUUUGUAUAUAUUUCAAUGAUGUUCUUUUGUAACCAAACAAAGAAAAAUAAAAGCCACUGACCAAA
Molecule: messenger RNA, 699 nt
Organism: Archocentrus centrarchus (flier cichlid)
Lineage: Eukaryota; Metazoa; Chordata; Actinopteri; Cichliformes; Cichlidae
Gene: rnaseh2c
Product: ribonuclease H2, subunit C
Exons: 5
Coding region: 91-501 (136 amino acids)
Biological process (GO): RNA catabolic process
Cellular component (GO): ribonuclease H2 complex
Source: RefSeq, a predicted model, not a curated record